AUGGACGAUUCAGCACGUAAGGGCCAUACUGCCUCAGUCCCAGACUUUACGCGCUCGAUAUCUCAAAGUACGCCCGCUGUGGAAGCUGCCAUGGAAUCGCCCAUCGACGGGCACUCCGAAUGUGGCAGCAUGCGCAUCAGUGAGUCCGAGCUCCGGUAUGUUGGUGGUGAUCAUUGGGCGGCUAUUCUCGAUGGGAUCGCGGACUUGAAGGACCACUUUGAUCGUGACGAGCAACUUCGACUAGCUAACACCCCAGAUCAGCUCCCAGAUGAGCCGGGGCAUGACCUGUCCCGACCCAAGUCCGGGUAUGCGCUACUGUUGUAUGGAUGUCGCAAUAUGGCGUCUCGCAGCGAGAUUUUGGCUGCUUUGCCCCCUAAGGCUGCUGUUGAUCGCUACAUAUCUCGAUAUUUCAACUAUCUAGAUCUAGUUUCGUCUUCAGCAGUUCAUGGCCCAGGCUUCUUAAGAGAGUAUGAGGCAUUUUGGGCGAAUCCGUCCAGCGUGCCAAUCAUGUGGAUUGGUCUUCUGUUCAGCAUGAUCUGUCUUGCUUGUUUGACUACUGAUGCAUGGGAUGCUGAUGUGGAAUUUCUGUCCCUUCAGAUUGACCUUUAUCGAGAGAAGAUCGUCCAGUGCCUAGUGCUGGGCGAGUACACUAAAACAGGGCCGUACGUCUUGCAGACGGUCAUCAACUACGUCUAUGUCGAGUUUUGUCUCCGUACCGACGCGGAUCAAGAUACAUGGUAUCUGCUGGCCUUGGAAGUAAACCUAGCCAUGCGGAUGGGCUACCAUCGCGAUCCCCGUCAUUUCCCGGGCAUUUCGCCCUUCCAGGGAGAGAUGCGUCGCCGACUGUGGGCGACAGUCUUGAUGGGCGAUACACUUGUGUCGAACCAAAUGGGCAUGCCACGCAUGAUCUCCGAUUGGAAAUGUGACACAAUGGAACCACGAAAUUUGAAUGACACGGACUUCGAUGAACAGUCGACUAGCCUUCCUCCCUCGCGUCCCUUGACUGAAUACACCAAUUCCCUAGGACUGAUCGCACGACGACGGAUCCUAGCAGCACUGGGAACAGUGGCCGAUCUCACAGAUUCGGUUAAACCAUGUAGUUAUGCAGAGGUGAUGCGCGUCGACGGCGUACUCCAAGACGCGGCAGCCAGUAUUCCGCCCCUCUUGCAGAUGAAGUCCAUGGCCACGAGUAUGACGGAUCCUCCGCAGGUCAUCAUGUCGCGUUUGUUCUUGGGUCAUAUGGUCUACAAGGGGCAGAUUGUGCUUCAUCGCCGGUUUCUAUAUACAAGUUCAGCCGACCCGGAUCAUGAUUCGAUGAGCUACUCGCGAAAAGCCUGCUUGGACGCUUCGCUAGGCAUGCUGAAUAUCCAACAUGUGCUUGAUGAGGAAACAUGUCCAGGCGGUCAGCUCUAUACCAUGAGAUUUCGAGUGACAUCCAUCAUGAACCACCAGUUCCUCACUGCUACUAUGGUACUAUGUUCAAUUCUCCAUCGUGGGAAGACAAUACAGCGGGAACAAGAGAUCCGGGCGGCCCUUCAGCUUUCCAGGUCUAUUUGGAUACGAAGAAGUUCCACAUCUAAGGAGGCAACGAAAGCGGCUGAGACUGUUAGCUUCGUGCUCGCCAUGGCCGGCGAUGGUCACAAGCCCGAUCUCGCUUCUAACCAAGAUAUGUCCCACGAUGUGCAAGACAAUGAUCAAACGAACGCUUUCCAGGGAAGUCGUGCCAAAGGCACAUGUCAAAGUCUGGACGAAGAACUGCUAUUCCCGGGCAACAUGGGUUUAUUUGAUCCCGACCAUUUUGUUAUGACUGGCUCCUUCGGGAUGUUUACGUCGCCCGGUCAGCAAGACCAACACUAUGAGAUUAAUUUCAACGGAAUAGAGAGGCCACCUGACGAGUGGAUGCUGAAGAAUUUUCCUAGUCCAGCAUAG
Molecule: messenger RNA, 1929 nt
Organism: Penicillium samsonianum
Lineage: Eukaryota; Fungi; Ascomycota; Eurotiomycetes; Eurotiales; Aspergillaceae
Product: fungal specific transcription factor domain-containing protein
Exons: 4
Coding region: 1-1929 (642 amino acids)
Biological process (GO): DNA-templated transcription
Cellular component (GO): nucleus
Molecular function (GO): DNA binding; zinc ion binding
Source: RefSeq, a predicted model, not a curated record